Molecule: messenger RNA, 3174 nt
Organism: Leptonychotes weddellii (Weddell seal)
Lineage: Eukaryota; Metazoa; Chordata; Mammalia; Carnivora; Phocidae
Source: RefSeq, a predicted model, not a curated record
AUGCAGGUAAUUUUUGCUGCAAAAACGGUGGAACGGCGAGGAGCCUACGCAUCAGCUUUAACGCUGACGCACAGCCAUGUGGGUCCCGUGGCUCUCAACGGACGUGCGCUCGGAGGCCCCGCUCCCGGGCCUCCUGGUUUCCCGCCUACACAACAGCGAAACGUGAAGACACGCCAGCACGUGUGGGCAAACCCUGGACGGUGUGAUCGCGGCUCGGGGAGACCCUCUGGGGGCCAGCGCAGGGGGCAGGGAGGCAGAAAACUGCGUCUGCUCCUUCAGCACCAAAGCGAGGGGCGUUUCCCAGCAAGCUGUCCUGGGGUGUGCUCGGCGGGCACUGUGCUCUGGGGGGGCCGUCUCGCGCCCGCUGCCCCGACAAGUGCAAUUCCCUUCUUAGCCCCCCCGCCCCCAGCCCCGGGCACGCAGGAGCCUCCUACAGUGGUGUGCAACCCAGAGCUGCCUGGAACGCCGCGUCUGGGCCUCGCCUCCUGGACGCAGCCCUCCGACACUGUUCCCAGCUCCCAACUCGGGCCGCAACAUUACUCCCGCCGGGUCUCCUACGGCAGGCCCCUGCCCCCGCCUGGCGAGUCCUCCCACAACGGCACACGGUCCUUCCAGAUCACGCUGCGGCCUUUGCUCUGCACCGUGGCGAUUCACAAGGCCGGCCUCUACCUGCCUCCUCCCACGCACCUCUCUCCACUGCACCUCCCAGCCCUCUUUCCAGCACACCAUUCGCUCCUGAGAGCAGGGAGCAGACGGAACAUUCCAGAACACUCGGGAGCUCUCCCGGCAGCUCCCUCCCACUAUCCAGAUGCCAUUCCCCAGACCUCCUGUGUACGGGGCCCCGCCAAGCCGCUGCGGUCUCCCCCGACAUGCCUGUGUUCACAGCACCUGUCGCUAUCUGGAGUGAGCCAGCCUGGUUCCCCGUCCACAUGCUCCUUGCACUGGAAGCUCGUCUGUCCCGUUCACCGCGGCCCCGCACACGGACCCUCAGAACAGACGCAGUGAACGCACGAAUGCACACGUCCCCGAUAGCAGCCACGUGACUCGGGGAGCUCGCGUCCAAAGGGCAGUCAUGCUCCCCUCCCAUCGACCACCCCUCGGGGACCCUGAGCUGGAGGCUGUAACAGGAGGCUGUGAACGCCCAGGAAACACGGCCACAGGCAGGUGUCCCACAAAGGCGGGGCACUGAGCACCCCACAUCCUGAAGAAAGAUCCCGUAACAGGGCAAAGGCUUUCCUCAGGGCGCUCAGAUGAGCGCAGAACCACUCUGCGGCCUGCAGACAUCAGUCCUCCCCCCAAACCCCACUUCCAGCACUCAGUAGGACCGUCUCAACUUCUUGGACCGAGUGGAAGCUCAGCCCACUCCACACGCAGCCGCAGAAUCCAGACAAAGGUUUUGUGGACCAGAGCGUGCACAGGGCACGCCGACGCGGACACAUCCCCUCUCCCACCGUAUGAAGCCUGCAGGUUAUGACCGCGAAACUGAGUUCGUGGCUCCGGAACGGGCUGCGACCUGCGGUCUGAAAAGCCCUCGCAGCCGCUGCUCCUGAUUUGGCCACCAAACCCCUCCACCCACAUCCCUGCAUCCCGUGCCCGCAGGUGGGUCGUGUGAGUUUUCCACGUUUCGGGACGAAGGACCACAGACACACGCGCAGCCCACGUGCAUUUCUGGAGGCCAGACGUGCGGGCAGCUCGGCCGGGCUCUCUGCUCACCAAGGUGCUGGCCCGGCGGGCUCUUCCCAGGAGGCUGUGCGGGACAAUCUGCGUCCAGUCCCAUCCAGACUGUUGGCAGAAUUCGGCUCCUGAGGACGGCCGGGCCGGGGCCCCAUCUCCUGGCUGGCUGCCGGCAGGGGUCCCUGAGCAGCCCGAGGGGCCUUCCUGUCCUCUCUCGCCGUCCCUCACCUCCACCGUCCACGGCCGCAUGUGCAAUCCUCUGGGACCUGACUCUCGCCCACCCAGCCUCCUCCGCCCGCUGGUCCGACCCCAUCAGACCAGACCAGACUUUCCUGCCGGACACUCUGCCCCCAGGUCCUCGGUGACACCACCUCGGAUGCCAUGUCAUCCAUGUCCACGUUCCGCGGAGCGGGAUGGGGUCUCGUCGGGACACGUUUAGAGCUCUGCCAACCAGGACCCUGAGAGACCACGGCUCCAGGGCUCGUGGCCGUUCUGCCCGCAGGGGCAGGGGGCCCAUUUCAGAAUGUGGGAAGAAGAGGACGUACAGGCAGACUCUUCGUUUUGGUGAUGCCUUGGGUGAGUGGAGCCAAGCCUGAUGUCUUCUCCACCCCAAUCUCGCUGCAGUCCCCCGUCCCCCUUACUGCUUACUCCAGUCUGGGAAGGGCUCUCAUCUUUGCUGCCAGGCCACCCGCCCCCUGAAUGAGAUAACUGGACCAGUACCGUGUCCCAGGCUGGUCCUGGGGGCCCCACCAUCAGUGGGCGCUCCAGUGCCGAGGAAGCCUCGAGGGCUGAGCGCCUGCUUCGGGCAGGAUGUGGCUUACACAUUGGGCACACAGGUCAGAUGUCCCCACCGGGACUCCCAGAGCAGGUCUGCAGUGCGGGGAGAACCCCACAGCCCACAGGAAGCGGCCCCAGGGAGGUCUCUGUCCCCAGAUGGGAUGCUCUAUGAAUCACACGUGGCCCCCAGUGUCCCCAGUGAAAGGGAAAAAGCCUAUGGGGCGUGCGUCUGUUGUCAUCCAUUGCACCUGUCCCCCCCUCAGCGGUCAGCUCUUCCCUCGGCUGCCGGCCCCUCUCCACAGGUCGGAUUCGGUGUAAGGAGAGAGACCUCCAGGCCUCCAGCAUUGGGGUUAACGCGUCCUCCGUAGACUUGUUUUCCUGCAGUAAUUCCACAGGACCAGCAGAGCCUGUGACCUCUCCCGUCCGCAAGCGCGGGGACCGAAGCAGACUUUCCAGGGUGACGGCGAAGGUGUCAAGGGAACUGGGCUGGAGGCCUCAUGGUGCCGGCUGCAUGCCGACAAGCGGGGCAUCGGCACCCUUCCUAAGAGGCCAGGAGAGGGGAAUGGCCAGCAGGCCCGCUUUGCCGGAGAAGCUGCUCCUCAGUCAGGCCCACCCAGCUUUCAGGGGAGAAAAGCAACUCAGCAAGCACGCAGUGUGCCGCACACCCUGUUCAGAUGUGGCCGGAAAUUAUUUUUAGGUAAACAUUAGCUGGAAAAUAAAGGC